This is a messenger RNA of Hirsutella rhossiliensis, 795 nucleotides long. RefSeq names its product pyridoxamine phosphate oxidase. Lineage: Eukaryota; Fungi; Ascomycota; Sordariomycetes; Hypocreales; Ophiocordycipitaceae. The record is from RefSeq and is a predicted model, not a curated record. Bases 1 to 795 code for a protein of 264 amino acids. The transcript has 4 exons.
AUGAUCCGUCAACGGCACGGCGGCGGCGGCAAAGCGGACGCGACAAGGAGAGCAGCAGAGCCCGGCUCGGAGCAACCCCGCGUCGCCGACGGCAACACAUCACCGACGGACCCGGGCCCGGACCCGGCCAUGGCCGAUGCCGAGAGUGCCCGCGCCUCCUGGACCAGCCCGUCGCACUGGAUCUUCUUCGCCAUUGCCAGCGGCGCCUGUGCCGCCGUCAACGGCGCCUUUGCCAAGCUGACUACGACCAGCCUCACAUCCACCCUCGCCCGCAGCCUGGCCGCGCUCUUCGGCCUCUCCUCCCCCUCGGCCAACAACGCCGUCGAACUCACUGUCCGCGGUAUCUUCUUUGCGCUCAACCUCACCUUUAACGGCAUCAUGUGGACGCUCUUCACCACCGCCCUCGCCAAGGGCACCUCCACCACCCAAGUCUCCAUCAUGAACACGUCCACAAACUUUGUCCUCACCGCCCUGCUCGGUCUCGUCAUCUUCUCCGAGGCCCUGCCGCCCCUGUGGUGGGCCGGCGCCGCCCUGCUCGUCGCCGGCAACGUCGUCAUCGGCUCAAAGGUCGAGCCCGCCAACGACGACCACGACGCCGAUGACGACGACAACCCUCCUGACCGUCGUGGGCACCCGAGUGCCGCCUCUGCCGCCUCGUCCGAGAGCGCUGCCGAGGCUGGGGAAUGGAAACCCCUGCUGCAGAGCGGCAGCCCGAGCGGCGAGACUUCGUACGCCAACUCAGUCGACGAGGACGCGCCCCAUCUGGGAUACCUGUCGAGCGAACCCCUUAGAUAG